Molecule: messenger RNA, 6332 nt
Organism: Artibeus jamaicensis (Jamaican fruit-eating bat)
Lineage: Eukaryota; Metazoa; Chordata; Mammalia; Chiroptera; Phyllostomidae
Gene: ABCG1
Product: ATP binding cassette subfamily G member 1
Exons: 15
Coding region: 164-2200 (678 amino acids)
Biological process (GO): transmembrane transport; cholesterol homeostasis
Cellular component (GO): plasma membrane
Molecular function (GO): ABC-type sterol transporter activity; ATP hydrolysis activity; ATP binding
Source: RefSeq, a predicted model, not a curated record
CCGGCACUGCCGGAGCUGGAACCUGCGUCCGGCGCAGUGGCUCUGUCUGGAGCAAGCGCAGCCUCGGGCCCACCGCCGGUCUCUUUCUCGGUCGCUGUCGCCGCCGUCGCCGCCGCCGCGGCCGCCUAGUCCCCGCCGCUGCUGCCGCCCCCGCCCCCGGGGCAUGGCCUGUUUGAUGGCCGCUUUCUCGGUCGGCACCGCCAUGAAUGCCAGCAGUUACACUGCAGCUAUGACGGAGCCCAAGUCGGUGUGCGUCUCGGUGGACGAGGUGGUCUCCGGCAACCUGGAGACCACCGAGAAGGACCUGCUGAACGGGCACCUGAAAAAAGUGGACAACAACCUCACGGAGGCCCAGCGGCUGUCCUCCUUGCCUAGGAGGGCGGCUGUCAACAUUGAAUUCAAGGACCUUUCUUACUCCGUUCCAGAAGGACCCUGGUGGAGGAAAAAAGGAUACAAGACCCUUCUGAAAGGCAUUUCUGGGAAAUUCAACAGUGGGGAGCUGGUGGCCAUCAUGGGCCCUUCCGGGGCUGGGAAAUCUACGCUCAUGAACAUCCUGGCUGGGUACAGGGAGACCGGCAUGAAGGGGGCCAUCCUCAUCAACGGCAUGCCCCGGGACCUGCGCUGCUUCCGGAAGGUGUCCUGCUACAUCAUGCAGGAUGACAUGCUGCUGCCGCACCUCACUGUGCAGGAGGCCAUGAUGGUGUCUGCACAUCUGAAGCUCCAGGAGAAAGAUGAAGGCAGAAAAGAAAUGGUCAAGGAGAUCCUGACGGCUCUGGGCUUGCUGUCUUGUGCCAACACACGGACCGGAAGCCUCUCAGGCGGGCAGCGCAAGCGCCUGGCCAUCGCGCUGGAGCUGGUGAACAACCCCCCCGUCAUGUUCUUCGAUGAGCCAACCAGUGGCCUGGACAGCGCCUCCUGCUUCCAGGUGGUCUCCCUGAUGAAAGGGCUGGCUCAAGGAGGGCGGUCCAUCAUCUGCACCAUCCACCAGCCCAGCGCCAAGCUCUUCGAGAUGUUCGACCAGCUCUAUGUCCUUAGUCAAGGGCAGUGCGUGUACCGGGGAAAAGUCUCCAAUCUUGUCCCGUAUUUGAGGGAUUUGGGUCUGAACUGCCCCACCUACCACAACCCAGCCGAUUUUGUCAUGGAGGUGGCAUCUGGCGAGUACGGCGACCAGAACGGGCGCCUGGUGAGAGCCGUGAGCGAGGGCGUGUGCGACUCGGACUACAGGAAAGAGCCUGGGGGGGAUGCCGAGGUGAACCCCUUCCUUUGGCACCGGCCCUCUGAAGAGGUAAAGCAGGCAAAACGAUUGAAGGGGCUGAGAAAGGACUCCACUUCCAUGGAAGGCUGUCACAGCUUCUCCGCCAGCUGCCUCACCCAGUUCUGCAUCCUCUUCAAAAGGACGUUCCUGAGUAUCAUGAGGGAUUCGGUCUUGACACACCUGCGGAUCACCUCUCACAUUGGCAUCGGCCUCCUCAUCGGCCUGCUGUACCUGGGGAUUGGGAACGAAGCCAAGAAGGUCCUGAGUAACUCCGGCUUCCUCUUCUUCUCCAUGCUCUUCCUCAUGUUCGCGGCCCUCAUGCCCACUGUGCUCACCUUUCCCCUGGAGAUGGGAGUGUUUCUGCGGGAACAUCUGAAUUACUGGUACAGCCUGAAGGCCUACUACCUGGCCAAGACCAUGGCCGACGUCCCCUUCCAGAUCAUGUUUCCAGUGGCCUACUGCAGCAUCGUGUACUGGAUGACAUCGCAGCCAUCCGACGCUGUGCGGUUUGUCCUGUUCGCUGCCCUGGGCACCAUGACCUCGCUGGUGGCGCAGUCCCUGGGCCUCCUGAUCGGAGCUGCCUCCACAUCCCUGCAGGUGGCGACCUUCGUGGGCCCCGUGACGGCCAUCCCCGUCCUCCUCUUCUCCGGAUUUUUCGUCAGCUUCGACACCAUCCCAACCUACCUGCAGUGGAUGUCCUACAUCUCUUAUGUCAGGUAUGGCUUUGAAGGGGUCAUCUUGUCCAUCUACGGCCUGGACCGAGAGGACCUGCACUGCGACAUCGACGAGACCUGCCACUUCCAGAAGUCAGAGGCCAUUCUUCGAGAGCUGGAUGUGGAGAACGCCAAACUCUACCUGGACUUCAUCGUUCUGGGCAUUUUCUUCAUCUCGCUGCGCCUCAUCGCCUAUUUUGUCCUGAGGUACAAAAUCCGGGCUGAGAGGUAAAGCGCUGGAAGUGCCAGAAGUGAGGAAACUUAGACACGGCCGCCAGGGGCAACUUGUAGAAUCGUGGCGGCCAGCCUGUGCCCGAGGACGCAGGGAUGACUGUGACCCAACCCCUAACCACCACGUCUGGUUCGUGGGUGCCAAGUGUCUGACGGCUCCGCCCAGUGGGGCCAGGCCUUCUGUCCAUCACCCUUUCCAGCUUAAACUAGGAAGAAGAUAUAGAAAGGAUAAUCUUCACAUGCAGAAUGUAAAACUUCCGGAGCUGGGCCAGAACUCACACCUGCAGGCAAGCUGGUGACAAGAGGCUCCCUCGGUGGCAUUCUUCCUCACGACCAGGUCGCUCUGGUCCCGGACGGGGGGUGCAGGCUGCCUCUCAGCUGGGCACUGCGCAGUUGCAUCCUGGGGGAGAAAGGCAAAGGGGGAAGUGGUCCCGUUUUAUGACUUGUUUUUCGUAGUUUCCUUCUUUCUACAGUUUGUCUCUUUUUGCAAUGAGAAGUCAUUUUCCAAGCCAAAAGUCAAUGAAUUGCAUUCGUAUUUAAGAAACUGUAUCUUUUUAGUACUGGUUGAAGAGCAUUGUUCAGGGUGAGCUGGCCUCAUUAAUGAACUUGGGAAGGCUGCACACGUGGGUUCCAGGUUGAGAGGAGACUUUGGAACUGUACGCACGGAGCCAUGCAGAAAUUUUAAGAAGUCAAACAAAAAGAAGGUGAAAUUGGCCAAGUCUUUUAAAGUAUUUUAUUUUCCCUUUGCUUCUUAUUUUAAGCAAAAUAUAUUGUUUCUUUCUAACUUUCUGAGCACCUUAAUUUUGCUUAAAAAAUUCUAGAAGAUCCACCCUGUUGCAUUUUUACAACCAUUUCCUCUUUCCUCACUUCAACUACCUCCACUGAACCUGGGAAUGCCGGGCUGAGGGGCAUCCAGGUGUGGGCGUUGAGGGGUCCCAGGUGCAGCCAUGCAAGGUGAUCUGACCACACGAGUUGGAAGCUGCUGAGACCUCGUUAGGACCCGAGCUCCGAGCAGGAGCCCGGCAGACAGACACUCGGUGUGGCCGAGGUGUCUGCAGCUCACUGAGCGAGGCUGUGGGUGAGUGCGCCUGCAGGGGCCGGUUCUCGUGGCGCCCCAGCCGGACCACCUUCUCAGUGUUGGCCUUGUGCAGGCCUCGCAGACCGAAGCCCCUUCUUCCUGGGGACGUAAUCGCAGAGUCAGUCUCUCUGGGGCAGGAACUGUAGCGUGAGCAGAGUGAACAGCCUCUGGCUUCCUCUCGGGGCACUGCGUGCCUGUCAGCUGUCAGAGGCGGUGUGUCCAGAGGCAGGAAGGGGUUCUGGCCAAAGACGGCCAUCAGAAGGGAAGUAGGAUUGUUCUCCCUGCUAGAACAUUGCUGCCCUGGGAUCAGGGUCCCCUAAUGAAAGACUGCGUGUCUGUGGGUGAAUUCACAAACUCUCUGACCCUCAGCUUCCUCUUCUGUAAACAGAAGCACUAGCUAGUCUCUGGGCCACGUCCACUUUGAGAGAUCCCUCGGUUCUAUUCCCAAAACUCUUAAUUCCUACUUCUGAGAGCAAAAGGAAUUCAAUUUUUACUUGCCCACAAAUUCAAUCUGUCGAACUCUUCAAGGUCACUUUUUCACCCUUAGACCCUUAUCAGCAAACACCGUCAAGGUGUAUUAAGAUGUAAUUUUAGGUUUGCUUGUUCCAUGCAAAUACGGCACUGCCUCCCAGACCGUGUUAUGUGACCAGGGUAAGACUUAGCCUUUAUGGAACGUCGUCUCUUAAUUUCAAGGUGGACUUGCCUGUAAGACAUCACACAUAGACAGACCCACGUAGGAACAGCCUAGCACAUACAGAGUUGGGGAGAGGAGAAAGUCACCCAUCGUGCCUCAGCACCGCGUCAGGUGAGGUCAGUGUUUAAGGACCCACCCCCGGCCAGGCGAGCCCUUCCGGUGUCAGCUCUGUGCUCCGACUCAGAAUGUGCACACUAGGCACUGCCCUGAGUGGGAUCGGCCAUCUCCACUGCACGGGCAGCUGCAUCCCAUUCCCCGAGAGCCCUCGGCGGUGUGUCUCAGCGACUUUGUAAGGAAACUGUGAGACUCCUUUAGAUUUAAAAUCUCAACUCCUAAGCCCUCAGAAGGGGUUUUUCCUAUAGGGGUUCAUGGUCCCUGCAUUUCAGUUUUUCACUGUUGGCAGAGGACAUCCAUCCCUUCAUAGACGAGGAACUGAUGGAGGUUGCCCACUGCCCAGGGGCGGAUCUUUGGGGACGCGAUGGCUGUCGGUCUGCUAGAAGGGAAACCCAUGCGCAGAGUAACCCAGGGCUACUUUUAAAGGAUGCUGAGCGGGGUAUAGCAAGUGUACUAAGUCAGGACCCCAGGAUAAUUUGCCUGAGAAGACCUACAGCCAUGUCGAGUGAGGAAGCCUCACCCCUAGGAUGCUGCCUUCACCCAACUUAACUGUCAGCAAGUGCCCCCUGCUUGUACAUGCUCAUUAGAAACCCUUACCAGCUUUUAUUGAAAUGCAGCCGUUCUGUUCAGAUCUCUAGGUAUUUUCCCUCUGCUUUUGUUUCAGGGUCAUUUCAGAAAAUACCUGAUUCCAGUGGCCUCAGAUAGCAUCCAGGCAACCUACUGACUGAUUUUUCUAAAUGGCUGUGGUUAGGAGGCAGGUGGAGAUGUGCAGGCCAGCUUCCCAAAUCCAAGGCUUUUCAGUGGUUUCUGAAUGCAGGGGUGCAAACAUGCCUUUCACCGCUUCGUUUAGAGAAGGAUGAGCCCCCCAGGUAAAGGAUUCACCCUUCCUCUGGAGGUGGGCAGAGUGGAGAUGGGAGCUUGGAGAAUUUUGCUUUCAAAUGAAACGUGUCUGGAGAAUAAGGGGCACUUGGAAUUCUAACCACCGUCCUGGCCCCAAGACCGCAUCGGGGAGCCCCUCGCCUCUGUCCCCAUGGCCAGCAUUGCCGCCCCCUCUGCUACGCUCGCUGAAUAUCAGCUAGAGCAUUAAAUUCUUCCAAAGUUGCUGUGGGUGAAGUGGGAAGCUUGCCCCAGAAUGGGAAGAAACCCCUCAUGAACAUUUACAUAAGAGAUGCUGGAAUCAGUUUGUGCCGCCUUGGUGGAGGGGCCUUCGGGACCAGGAAAUGAUUCGGACUGAUGAGCUUUUAGGUGGAAACUCCUUCACAGAAAGGUGGGCUUCCCACCCUGAGAAAGGCACGCCAGGCAGGCAGGGACUGGCGACAUCCGCAAGGUUGAAGUCACUUUGGUUGUGUCCUUGAGAAAAACUUGAGUCCAGUGGAUCAAGCAUCUUCCUUGGCCAAGUGUUCUGGCUACCGCACUGAUGCCUUACAAAUUCCUCUUGUUUGCUUACUCAGCCAAGGUGGGCUGGCCGUCCCGUCCCUGAGCUUGGUGCUUGCCCAGGUGCUGGGCUCAGGGAGGGAGCUCAGACGAUAUGGGCCAGCCCCCGAGGGCAGAGAGGCCGGAAGGGACCCAUGACCAUGUCACUCUGUUCAUUCAGGAGAUGCAGGACACUGGGGCUGGCAGAGGGGCAGCAAGGUCCCCAGUCCCAGGGCCAGGAAAGAGCAGAGUUGGAAUUCGAUCCCCAGUCUGACCCCAUGGUCUCCUUUUUUUUUUUGCUUUGCCACAUUGCCCCCUGUGCACAGUGUACAGUGUAUGUGACAGUACUUUGUAUAAAAUGCAGUGCUAGCUUAGUGGCCAUUCUGGAAUUCUAGCUCCCAACGGGUAGCUGAGACGGGAGGGGGGCCACGCCUCACCCCUUCAGGUGCCUUGCCAAGGGGUGCCACCUGUGGAGCUUGGUCAGAGAGCUGGAGUAAGUGUGUGUGUGCAUGUGAACACCCAUGUGCACAUGUGCAGGCUUGUGCUAGGUUGUGUGUCAUAGCAUAUUCCUUCAUCUGCGAAUCCUCAGCCAUCCUUCACUCUGAGAAGGGAAGACCUCCCCCAACUCCGUGCCUGCAGUACAGACGGUUAAGAGCACCGUCAGGCCCACCGAGGCCACGCCCACCCAGGUGCUCCUCCACGCCCACUGAACUGCAGUGUGGCAAAAACUAAAGUGAAACCACUCAAAGUGGGGGGGGGGGGUUGCAGAGUGUAUGCCUAUAGAGUUAGAUACUUUUGAGAAAUGAAGACUGCUAAUAAAAUAUUUUAUAUACA